CACCCUGGUCUCCCCUGAGCAGAGGGACCCGCACGCAGAGACCUUCUCCCGGCUCCUGGCACCAUGGCCCCCCUGAAGACGCUGCUCCUGGUCAGCCUCCUCCUGGGGGCUCUCCUGCAGGAUGCCCACGCAGCUCGAGCAGGCAGCGUGGGCCGGGAGUGCUGCCUACAGUUCUACAAAGGAUCCAUUCCCAAAAAGGCGCUCAUGGAUUGGUACCCGACCUCGGGCGAUUGUCCCAACAAUGCCAUUGUGCUGGUGACUCGCUCUGGCAGAUCCAUUUGUGCAAACCCCAAGGACAAAAAGGUGAAGAAGGCAGUGAGGUACUUGCAGAAACACAUGAAGUCACCUAAUCUGGCCUUGCAGGAGUCUUGACCCCUCCUGGACCUCUUGUAUACCUCCCGCCUCCAUGUUCAUUACCCCAAUCCCCAGCUCCUGGAGCCAGAGGAGGCCCUGCAAGGAUAAAGAGGUCCCUUGUCCCCUUUUCUGAUUAAAGUCUUUCUCCUCCA
Capra hircus (goat) is the source of this 506-nucleotide messenger RNA. RefSeq names its product C-C motif chemokine 17. NCBI's taxonomy places the organism in Eukaryota, Metazoa, Chordata, Mammalia, Artiodactyla, Bovidae. Bases 64 to 372 code for a protein of 102 amino acids. Gene Ontology annotation, biological process: lymphocyte chemotaxis; positive regulation of GTPase activity; cellular response to tumor necrosis factor. The transcript is spliced from 3 exons. Gene Ontology annotation, molecular function: CCR chemokine receptor binding; chemokine activity. The record is from RefSeq and is a predicted model, not a curated record. Gene Ontology annotation, cellular component: extracellular region.